Messenger RNA from Miscanthus lutarioriparius, 4302 nucleotides. NCBI's taxonomy places the organism in Eukaryota, Viridiplantae, Streptophyta, Magnoliopsida, Poales, Poaceae. The record is from the annotation of a GenBank genome assembly.
AUGAGUUCGAAGAAGGUUCCGUACCACAAGCAUCGGGAGGCUGAGGAGGCGAGGAAGAAGAGGGAGGAAGAUGAAGCAGCGCGUGUAUAUGCGGAAUUUGUUGAGUCCUUCCAAGGUGAUAGCUCAUCUGGGGCUAAGUUUGUCCGAGGUGGUGUGAUCGACCCCAAUGCAAAGCUGAAGAUUGACUCAGAAGGUGGAAAGUCCAAAGAUGGGGGGUCUGUUCCAAAGAAGGGCAGUAGGUACGUCCCAUCCUUCUUGCCACCAUCAUUUGCGAAAGAGCCUGAGAAAAAGAAGGAAGAGGAGAGGCCAAAGGAAAAGGAAAAAGGAAAGCCACGGGUAAUAGAUAAAUUCUUGGAGGAACUCAAGUUUGAACAAGAGCAACGGAAAAAGCGCAGUCAGGAUCGAGAUCACCGCCAUGAAGGUCGUCACAGCGAUAGCUCCAUGCCCUCUAGCCGGUUUGAUGAACUACCAGAUGAAUUUGAUCCGACUGGAAGAUUUCCAGGAUCAUUUGAUGAUGGUGAUCCUCAAACCACCAACUUAUAUGUCGGCAAUCUAUCUCCUAAGGUCGAUGAGAAUUUUCUUUUGAGGACCUUUGGUCGGUUUGGACCUAUUGCUAGUGUCAAGAUUAUGUGGCCUAGAACAGAAGAGGAACGCAGAAGGCAAAGAAAUUGUGGUUUUGUUGCCUUCAUGAAUAGAACAGACGGACAGGCAGCAAAGGAUGAAAUGCAAGGUGUUGUUGUGUAUGACUAUGAACUGAAGAUUGGAUGGGGUAAAUCUGUUGCUCUUCCAUCACAGGCUUUGCCUGCUCCUCCUCCAGGACACAUGGCAAUCAGAAAUAAGGAGGGUGGUACAGUCAUACUUUCUGGUCCUGGCGGCCCUGCUGUUGCAUCUGUUACACCACAAACCUCAGAGCUGGUCCUUACACCAAAUGUUCCUGAUAUUGUGGUUGCUCCACCUGAUGAUGGACGUCUUCGGCAUGUGAUUGACACAAUGGCUCUGCACGUACUUGAUGGUGGAUGUGCUUUUGAACAAGCUGUAAUGGAGAGAGGGCGAGGAAAUCCUAUAUUUGAUUUCUUGUUUGAUCUUAAAUCUAAAGAGCACACAUAUUAUGUUUGGAGGCUAUACUCAUUUGCUCAGGGUGAUACUUUACAACGAUGGAGAACAGAACCAUACAUCAUGAUCACAGGAAGUGGAAGAUGGGUUCCACCUCCCUUGUCAUCCAACAGAAGCCCUGAACGUGAAAAGGAAUCUACAUUUGCUGCUGGUAGAAGCAGGCGUGUUGAAGUGGAGCGUACAUUGACUGACUCACAGCGUGAUGAAUUUGAGGACAUGCUGCGAGCUUUGACAUUAGAGAGGAGCCAAAUAAAAGAUGCCAUGGGAUUUGCCUUGGAUAAUGCUGAUGCAGCUGGGGAGAUUGUUGAGGUUCUUACAGAAUCAUUGACACUCAAGGAGACGUCUAUUCCAACAAAGGUUGCUCGGCUUAUGCUGGUGUCUGACAUCCUUCAUAACAGUAGCGCACCUGUGAAGAAUGCAUCUGCAUUCCGAACGAAGUUUGAAGCUUCUUUACCAGAUGUUAUGGAGAGCUUCAAUGACUUGUACCGCAGUAUCACUGGAAGGAUUACUGCUGAAGCUCUGAAGGAGAGGGUUAUGAAAGUUCUACAAGUUUGGGCAGACUGGUUCCUGUUUUCUGAUGCAUUUCUGAAUGGGCUGAGGGCUACUUUUCUUAGAUCAGGCAACUCUGGCGUCGUUCCGUUUCACUCGUUAUGCGGUGAUGCACCUGAAAUUGAAAAGAAAGGUAGCUCUGAGGAUGGAAAUGAUGGAUUUAAGCUUAAUGAAGAUGGUGCCUUGGCUACUGGAAAGGCAGCAGCAACAAAGGAGCUAUUAGGGCUCCCGCUAGCUGAACUCGAGCGCCGUUGUAGACAUAAUGGCCUCUCUCUGUGUGGUGGUAAAGAAAUGAUGGUCGCCAGGCUGCUUAACUUGGAAGAGGUUGAGAAAGAACGAGUAUAUGAGAAGGAUGUUGACAUGAAAUAUUUGCAGGGUGAACAGCAUACUAUUGGAAGUGGUGUGAAUGCUCAUAGUACUUCAAAAUUUGGUGAAAGUCCUAAUGGUGAUGAAUUAGAUGUCUCUCGGAACAAUAUGAGAGCUGGUAAAGGACGUUCCGUAGAAUCUGCGUCUGCCGAACUUGAAUCAUUUCCAAGCAAGAAGCCGAAAUAUGAUCCUGUUUUGCCAGCUUCUAAAUGGAGUCGAGAGGAUGACAUCAGUGACGAUGAAGAUAGAAAAGGUGGUCGAGGCUUGGGAUUAAGCUAUUCAUCUGGAAGCGAUAUUGCUGAUGAUCUUGGAAAGGUCGAUACAACAGAAGCUAGUACUGACCACACAAGUCAUCAUCAUGAUACGAUCGUUGAUGAAGAGCACAGGCAGAAGUUGAGGCAGAUUGAAAUUUCUGUCAUGCAGUACCGUGAAUCUCUUGAGGAGCAGGGUCUGCGUAACUUGGAUGAGAUCGAGAGGAAGGUUGCCAGCCAUCGAAGGCGGCUUCAGUCAGAAUACGGUUUAUCCACUUCAACUGAUGGUGCUAACAACAGGCGAUCUUCUGAAAGAACAUCAUCGGAGCGGAAAGAGAGGCAUGACGAUGCACAUGAUUAUCCUAGGAAACGGCGUCGGAGCCAGAGUAAAAGCCGCAGCCCUCCAAGGAAGUCACAGGAGAGGGAUCGAGAGCACAAUCGCAGUAGAGACCGAUCGCAUGGCAACGAUGCCGGGAGGGAUAGGUUUAUGCUCAAAACCAAUGUUGGAUACACCCAGACCCAGAAUUGUCAGUAUGAGACAACCGAGGUAUGGACUGUGAUUCUGUUCUUCUCUGGUGGGAUGGUUCGUGUAGAUCUUGCAGGGCAGCAGGGCGUGCGAGUACUGUUGUCGCUCGUGGGAGGGCCUCCACCCCAUCUCCCACAGCAGUCAGCAUUUCUCGGCACUCUCCUGUCCUCCUUUCUCUCCACUCCACCCCCGCUCAUCCUUCGCUCUUCGUUCGUUCGUUCUGGUCGCCGUUAUCCUCGUCCUCAGCCCCGACUGAGGCGGCGGCCGGCGCUCCCCAGGCACGCACGAGUUGACGGGUUAAGUGGCAGCGGCGGCGGGAUCUUGCCGCCAGCGGCAGUGCCAAUCCGGCCCGACCACGCAGGAUCGCGUGGAUACACUGGUAUAAGCUGUCAAGUUCUUGACCUGACCUUAUCAGUUUUGCUUAUAAGGAUGGGGGUUUACCUCAGCACUCCCAAAACUGAUAAGCUAUCUGAGAAUGGAGAAAAUGAUAGACUUAAGUUUGGUCUUUCAUCUAUGCAAGGAUGGCGAGCAACCAUGGAAGAUGCUCAUUCAGCAUUGCUAGAUCUUGAUAGCGAGACAGCAUUCUUUGGUGUUUUUGAUGGUCAUGGAGGAAGAGUGGUUGCCAAAUUCUGUGCAAAAUAUCUGCAUGGUCAAGUUCUCAAAAGUGAAGCCUAUUCAGCUGGUGACCUAGGAGCUGCUGUCCAUAGAGCUUUCUUCAGAAUGGAUGAAAUGAUGCGAGGACAGAGAGGUUGGCGAGAACUAUCUGCAUUUGGAGACAAAAUAAACAAGUUUAGUGGUAUGAUAGAAGGAUUGAUUUGGUCUCCAAGGGGCAGUGAUUCGAAUAGUCAACAAGAUGAUUGGGCUUCAGAGGAGGGACCUCACUCUGACUUUGCUGGGCCUACAUGUGGGAGUACUGCAUGUGUAGCACUAAUAAGAAACUCCCAACUUGUUGUGGCAAAUGCUGGUGAUUCCCGAUGUGUUAUUUCAAGGGGUGGAAAGGCAUACAAUCUAUCAAGGGACCACAAACCAGAGCUUGCGGUUGAGAGAGAAAGGAUAAUGAAAGCAGGGGGGUUCAUCCAUAUGGGACGAGUAAAUGGAAGUUUAAACUUGUCAAGAGCAAUUGGAGAUGUGGAAUUGAAACAGAACAAAUUCCUGCCUCCCGAGAAGCAAAUUGUGACGGCCAAUCCUGAUAUUAACAUUGUGGAGCUCUGCGAUGAUGAUGACUUUGUUGUUGUAGCAUGUGAUGGCAUUUGGGACUGCAUGUCAAGCCAACAGCUGGUGGAUUUCAUCCAUGAGCGUAUAAACAUGGAGAGCAGUCUAUCCGCCGUGUGUGAAAGAGUGCUGGACAGAUGCCUGGCUCCAUCAACGAUCGCUGGAGAUGGGUGCGAUAACAUGACCAUGAUCCUGGUGCAGUUCAAAAAACCAGUCGAUCGGAACAAAAAGGCCGAAGUAGCAGGGCAAUCUGCCAACAAUGCAGAUGAAGUCAAGAGUCGGUGA